GUAGCAAUAACAAAAAUUUUGUGGCCAGUUUAUCGAACAUCGUACUUAUUAUCUGUUGGUAUUAUUCCUUUAGUAUUGAGACAUUUUUUUAUAACGUAGGAUUAAGUAAAUUAUUCGAAUUAUGAUAUAUUAUUUAAAAUAAGAUUUAAGUAAAAUUUUAAAAUGUGGAAAACGAAAAAAUUUGCUUCGACUAUACAGAAUCUGACUAUAAGGGGAUAUGCAACCUCGAGAGCUAAGGUGAUCGCAAUCAGAAGAGAGGAUCAAAGUAUUUGGGAGAGACGAGCACCAUUUUCGCCUAGCCAUGUACGCAAACUGGUCAAAAGAGGUGUCAAAGUUAUAGUCCAACCAAGCAACAGAAGAUCGUACCCAAUGCCGGCUUAUAUUAACGCCGGAGCCACGGUGCAAGAGGAUAUUUCUGAAGCGUCUGUGAUAUUCGGUGUCAAACAGGUACCCGUCAAUCAGCUGAUACCCGAAAAAACCUACUGCAUAUUCUCCCACACCAUAAAGGCUCAGGAAACAAAUUUGCCGCUAUUGGACGCCAUUUUAGAAAAAAGGAUUCGUCUUAUCGAUUACGAAAAGCUAAUGGACGAAAAAGGAAAUCGCGUAGUGGCUUUUGGAAAGAUGGCCGGUAUCGCCGGAACCAUCAACAUUUUACAUGGGCUAGGAUUGAGAUUGCUGGCUCUUGGUCAUCACACGCCGUUUAUGCAUAUUGGACCAGCGCAUAACUACAGGAAUGCAAGCAUGGCUAGACAAGCCGUUAGAGAUGCAGGUUAUGAAAUCGCGUUAGGUAUGAUGCCGAAAUCGAUCGGCCCGCUAACGUUCGUCUUCACCGGUUCAGGAAACGUAUCUCAAGGAUCUCAAGAAGUGUUUCAGGAACUUCCGCACGAGUAUGUCACGCCGGAAUUUUUAAAGAAAGCCGCCGAACACGGCAGUUUGAACAAAGUUUACGGAUGCGAGGUAAGAAGAAGCCAUUAUUUGGAACGAGCCGACGGCGGAGGGUUCGAUCCGGUCGAAUACGAAGAACAUCCCGAAAGAUACAUCUCAACCUUUAGCAAGAAAAUCGCCCCUUACGCCUCGGUGAUAAUAAACGGAAUCUACUGGGCUGUAGAUAGUCCGAAACUCCUAACCAUUCCGGAUGCCAAACAUCUUUUGAAACCAGCGCAUGCUCCCUGGUUGCCAACUUCGUUCGGCGCUCCGGCGUUGCCACACAGGAUGUUGGGAAUCUGUGAUAUAUCCGCUGAUCCAGGUGGUUCUAUUGAAUUUAUGAACGAAUGCACGACAAUAGACACGCCAUUUUGUCUUUACGACGCGGACAGGAAUAAAGACACGAACAGUUUUAACGGACCUGGAGUGUUGGUGUGUAGUAUCGAUAAUAUGCCGACGCAAAUACCCAGGGAAAGUACCGAUUUCUUCGGGGAUCUCUUGUACCCGUUUACCUUCGAUAUAUUGCAAAGUAAUGCGAAAGAGCCAUUGGAAAAUCACAAUUUUUCACCUGCCAUACACGGGGCAAUAAUAGCAAGCAAUGGAAAACUAACUCCAAACUACGAAUACAUUCAAGAACUAAGAAAAUCUGCUGGGAAAAGUAGACAUAAAGUAGAAAUGAACGGUUCAGCGGAAAAGAACGUUCUCAUCCUCGGAGCGGGCCGGGUAGCUUCACCGCUAAUCGAAUAUUUAUACAGGGAUAAAUCCGUUGGAAUAACAGUGGCGUGCGAACAGAGAGACCUCGGCGAUGCACUGUCUAAUCAAUAUCCAGGAGUAGAGAGUGUGUACUUGAAUGCAGCUGAAAAUCCCUCGUGUUUGCAGGAGUUAGUGAAAAAGGCCGAUGUCGUUGUAUCUAUCCUUCCAGCUGGCCUUCACCCUAUUGUAGCGAAAGCAUGCGUCAACGAGGGAGUUCACAUGGUCACCGCUAGCUACAUGUCCAACGAAAUUAAAGGCCUUCACGAAGCGGCUCAAAACGCUGGAAUCACAAUCCUGAACGAGGUUGGCUUAGAUCCAGGCAUAGACCAUCUUCUAGCUCUCGAAUGCAUUGAAGAUGUAAAAGCUCUUGGAGGUAGAAUUACCUCAUUUGAAUCGUUUUGCGGUGGUUUACCGGCACCGGAAUACAGUGAUAAUCCACUAAGGUAUAAAUUUUCUUGGUCACCGCGUGGAGCACUUCUAAAUACCGUAGGAUCUGCAAGGUACUUGAGAAAAGGCCAAAUUGUCGAAAUAAGCGAAGGCGGUGAACUAAUGAGAGCUGCCAAGCCUUUAGACUUCUUGCCCGGAUUUAACCUUGAAGGAUUUCCUAACAGAGAUAGCAUAAAAUAUUCAAAGGUUUACGGUAUAGAAGAAGCAACAACGGUACUUCGAGGUACAAUUAGAUACAGCGGAUUCGCGCAUGCAGCCAGACAAUUACAAUUUUUGGGCUUGUUGGACACUGAAAGUCACCCUACUUUACACGAACAGGGGCCAGAAGUUACAUGGAGGAAACUUAUAUGCGAUCUUUUGGGACUCGAAGAUGCCAAUAUAUUUUACGACAAUUUAAAGAAUAAAAUUAGCGAGAGGACAGGGACUGAUACGGCUGUGGAUAUUUUAGAAGAAUUGGGACUCUUGGAUGAGGUGAAAGUUGUUAAAUGCGGUACUCCAUUGGAUACGCUUACACACUAUUUGGCAACCAAAUUACCAGUUGAAAAACAUGAACGAGAUCUAGUCAUUCUAAGGCAUGAUCUCGGUAUUGUAUGGCCUGACUAUAAAAUUGAAAAUCGAGGAAUUAAUUUGGUUGUAUAUGGAGAUCCUUAUGGGCAUUCCGCUAUGGCCAAAACCGUUGGAUAUCCUACAGCUAUAGCUACAAAGAUGGUUUUAGAUGGUGAAAUCCAAGAACGUGGAUGUAUAUUACCAUUUGCUAGAGAGGUUUACAGACCGAUUUUGCAGAGGUUGAGAGCUGAAGGUUUAACUAGUACCGAAACGUCAAAAUUUGUUUAGAUAUCCAGUUCAGUUACUCCUAAAAAUACCAAAUCCUUGUAAAAUGUUUCCCUAAAAGAUAUUUGAAAGCCUCAAACGACGACUAUUUCAUUUUAAA
This is a messenger RNA of Psylliodes chrysocephalus, 3055 nucleotides long. The record is from the annotation of a GenBank genome assembly. NCBI's taxonomy places the organism in Eukaryota, Metazoa, Arthropoda, Insecta, Coleoptera, Chrysomelidae.